Porites lobata is the source of this 6284-nucleotide messenger RNA. The record is from the annotation of a GenBank genome assembly. Lineage: Eukaryota; Metazoa; Cnidaria; Anthozoa; Scleractinia; Poritidae.
AUGGCGUCCGAACCUGCCGAUGUCACAUUAGAAACCUCCAUGGUAUGUUUUUCUUGUCCUCUAGAAAGCAACUGUCUUUGUGUUAUUUCAUUCGCUGUUUCUGUUACUCUCUAAUACAAAUCACCUGUGAAGCGUGUAUUACUGCGUACCUAUAUACACCUUGAUAACGAAUUUGGUCGUCACACGAGUCUUAUUAUUGUGCAUUUCAAGGGUGAAAUUAAAUGUGAAUUAUACUGGAAACAUGCCCCCAGGACUUGCAGAAAUUUUAGAGAUUUGGUGAGUAUUUACCUGGUUGCUGACUUUUAUUGAUCAUGUCAGAAAAUAAUAUUAUUGAAUGUCCCUUCAAGUGUCGUUGUGGUGGACAAGAAAAAACUUCACAAUGGCUAAACUUUAGAACACGCAGACACUAUAAAUCUCUCGAAGAGCUGCUUUUUAAUCUACUAGACGUCCAAAUUUAACAAAAAAAGAGCUAAAAAAUAAAUUCAAAGUGUAUUUUUAUGAUUCAUAUCUUCAUUCUUCAGCAUUUACAAAGCUUAGUAAUUUUUCAUGCUCUUAGUCUUUAAGUAAAAGUAAACUAAUUUUUAAGGGCUGGGGGAGCUGCUGUUUAAAAGGGUUUACGCCGGUUUCGCUACUUGUCGAGUUUGCUACGUUCGAGUUGGCUACAUGUUAUCACAUUAAUUUUGGGCGCUUGACGUCUUAUUGGCGUUAUUUAAACAGUAUGUGAAGUUCAAGCACAGCAUUACAAUUUACUUUAACUUACAGUUAGCAGCAAGUUUGAACGGUUUGCUGAUGUGGUGAACUUGACAAGUACAUGUAGCGAAACCGGCUGUUACCAUUUUUAGUUAAUUACCUAAUGUAGAUAGAUUUGUCAUGACGCGUCUAGCGUGACAUGCCAUAUAUGGGCAUGCAUGCUUCAUGCAUGAUGUAAUCUCGAGUAGAGCACAUUUUGUGAUUAAAAAAAGAAAGACUUAAAUGAAUCUUUGUGUACCUGCAUCCCAUUUUAUCACAAGAUUUAUCGACUGCAAAUGCAGGGAUGUGGGAGCAAUCAUUUUUUCACCCAAUUAUGUAUAAAGUUCAUUCAUUUUCGUCCUUAUCCGAGAAGACUAGAAAGUCUGAGCAUUUUGCAGAUGUCAUGUCAAAGGAGGCACUUUCUUCUCAGUUAUUUAAAGACCCUGAGUGUUGGUCCGGCGGGGCUUCGAACCAGCGACCUCCAGCUCAACAGACCAGUGCUCUCCCAACUGAGCUAACCAGGGGAUGGUAUUAUGGUUGUCACAGGUCAGGAGAUAGCCAGGGAAAAAACUUACUCUGAAAUUACUAGUUGUAGGAGACAGUACAUGUAUAAAUCUAGUAAAAAGGUAUGGUCAAAUCAUUAAUUCACAGUUUAGUGGUUAGAAUACUCAGUGGGUCUUUGAGAGCAAGAAAUCAAGUUUUUCUUGACUCAGUGUAUUUUUGUCACCCACCUUUAAUAAUAAUAUUAUUGUUUUAACAGGCAGCGAGAGGAUAUUAUAAUAACUGCAAGUUUCACAGAGUUAUAAAGGUAAGAGAAAAGAACAGGAGAAAAAUUUUAACAGUAAAAGAGUAACACAAUAUAUUACUGAUAAUCCAUUAGUUUUCAUUGUGGCCUAUAAAUAUGGCCAGAAGCAAAUAUAUAAUAUAAACACAAUUAUGAUUGACGGCAACAAAAAACUCCAUCGUGAAGGUAGCCUGAAAUUCAUCCGAUUGCUUCGAGUCGUUUUCUCCUCUCAACAACGUCUGAAUCGACGGGCCGUUAAUGCCGUCCAGUGACGUCACUCACUACCCGAAAACCGGGUAGUGAUUUUGAUUGGUUGAUUGUCUAAACAUUCGCAUAAUUAUGUAUAAUUAUGAAAAAUUUUAGUGCGAUUGUCACUUGAUAUUCAGCGGAUGGCAUCCCCGGCAUUCUUUCGUUUAGUUCAAACAUUUCGAUAAGCUUAAUCUUUAUCUUAACCAGCAAAAUUACCCUUGUCUUCGAAACUGAAGUGCUAAAUUGAACUGCGAAUGAAGAAUCAUUGCAGAGAGUGGGUAGGUUUUUCAUUUAGAGCCGCUUUGUAGUUUCGGCGGCCGGUGAUUUUGUUUACGCGAAGUUUUCUGAGAUCAAUGUUAUAAUUCGACCUUCUUACUAUUUUUACCGUCAAGUGUAAUGAUUCUGUUAGCUUUUCUUUCUUGUCUCCUUGUUUUUUUUAUUCGUUAAUUAAAGCAAAUCAUUGUGUUUUUGAACUAAGUGUUCCGUGUGUGUGUUUAUUUCAUUUGCGUGAUUGCGACCGAGUUUGAUAUUUAUAGAAUUUAGUACAACCGGUUCAGAGUUGUACUGCAUGCAGUUGAUAGUUUGAACGUUAAACAUGAAUUACAAUCGAAAAAAAUAAAGCAGUCCUGUAUCAUGCAGACAUUUCCAAACGAUAUUUCUCGGUUUGCCACUUGAAAAUCGUGUUUUACUUUUUGCAUGAAUUAAAGCAAAGGUCAAGGACUAGUGACGUCACUGGACGGCAUUAAUGGCCGUUCGAUUCAGACGUUACUGAGGGAGUAAUAACGACUCGAAGUAAUCGGAUGAAAUUCAGGCUAUCGUGAAGGCGGCUUUUGAACUUCAUAGUUCGUGCAUUUUUGAAAAGCACAGUAAAUUUAUACAUGCAAAUUUUUUUUAAAGAUUGUUUUCUUGCACACCCAGUGAUUUUGUUACAAAUAGUUAUGUUGAGUUUUGGGACUCAUCCUGUGAAAAAUCAUGAGUCCCAGUCCAGAUCUGAUGAGUCCCAGUUCAAAAACACAAGGAGUUAUGCUUGGGCUUUUAUGUAACCAGACAGUAAAUCUAGAGACAACUCCAAACUCUUUAUUAGAGUUUACUGAAAAUAUUGAAAUCUAGCCCUUCUAUAUAAUUAAAGCACAAUAAUAUUAAAAGACUAUUAAAAUAAAUAUACAUGUAAUAUAACUUUAAACAACAGCCACAGAAAUUACACGUACAGGAUAGUCUACCAAAAUAUCUUCAAAUUGACUGAUCGUUCUUUGCAUCCUAUGGAAUGCAUGCCGUGAAUUAUUUUGUGUCUUAGGGGAAUUUUUAUGUGUCAGGGAUGCAGGACGCAGGGGUAACAAAAUCAGUGACACCUCACCAUUAUGGACUUGUGCUACUACAGAAACUAACUAAAAGAGGUUCUUCUGGAGUUGACUGUCAAAUAGGAUGUUAUGCCAGAAAAAAGAUAACUCCUUAUGUGCUCAUUUUUUGUUAUAGGGUUUCAUGAUCCAAACAGGGGAUCCUACAGGGACUGGAAAAGGAGGUGCCUCUGUGUAUGGGUGAGUAUGCUUAAAAAGUCUCUAAAAGUAUUGCAAUAACACUUUAAAACAGUUAACCCAAAAUCUGCAAACUUUUUUUCUGAGUGACCAACUGUCCAAAACACCAAAAUUUUACCAGUUAAAGCCCUAUUAGAACACCUUAUGUAAACCACUAUCACUUGUAAGCGACCAAGAUCUUAAACACAAAAAGAGAAGUUUUGUAUCUCAGCCUGGCCAUGUAAUAUCCUCUAUGUCACUAGCAUACAUGUAAAGUGCGGUAUUCUUUUAUGCAAUAGGCCUGCUUUUGAAGAUGAAAUAACAAGAGAAUUAAAGCAUACAGGUGCAGGAAUUCUGUCAAUGGCAAAUAGGUAACAAUCAUUUUCCUUUAAACAGGAUGUAUAGCAAUCUGUAAUCUUGUAGUUCAAGUUCGUAUCAUUCUUAUGAUUUUAUUGCACUUUAAUUUGCCUUUUGUUUGAGUGUUUAGGUAGUUGAUUUUGUUGGCUGUGCUUAAACAAGGAGUUUACCAUGAUGUUCUGAAUAAAUAAAACUAUAUAAUGAAAUUAUAUAGUAAAAAAUGUAAAUUAUUUUUUGAAAUCUUUAUUGACUUUUGAAUUUUUUUAGUGGUCCAAAUACUAAUGGUAGCCAGUUUUUCAUCACUUUGGCUCCAACACAGUGGCUUGAUGGUAAGAAUACAUGUUUGACAUUUUGGUAAUGAAUACAAAAUUUACAAUUACCAGUGUAAUGCAAUUACCCUUUGAAUGACAUGUUAUCUUAACAGGUGAAGUAUCACCGUUGCUAUGGCUACAUAAGAAAUCGCACCUUUCACAGCAAAAAAACUAUUGAAGUGAAAUGGUUUGGUAUUUCAUUGAUGUUUAUAUAAUAAAUAGAACAUUACAUGGUCGCUUGGAGAUACGAAAUUUCUCUUCUCGUGUUGAAACAAUAUUUCACUCGUUCGCUGCACUCACUCGUGAAAUAUUUUGCACUCAAAGAGAAAUUUGUAUCUCCGCACAGCCAUGUAAUAUCCUCUAUUUACUACUUACUUGGAUUAAUAAACUUUUAAGGCAUUAGUCCAUGGAUGAUGGUGCAAAGAAAAAUUCAACUGCUUAUUGCUAUCCUCAGAGCUACUUUUUCGCUCAUUGUCAGGCCAUGAAUCAAAGCCAUUUUAGGUAAUAUCUACUUCAUUGUAGGUCAAUUAUUUUAGCUCAUUGUAGGUCAUUGUAGCUCAACUGUAGCUCAUUUUUUUGUUUUAGUAGUACAGCAAGUGGAACCCUGCUCUAAGGACACCCAGCUUUGGCAUACAUAGAGGAAAUUUUCAAUUGUCACAGCCCAAAACUUAUACUUUUUUAAAAAAUUCAUCCGCUCAAUACCGACACUGGUUGAUAUGGACAAUGGGCAUUUACUGUGUCUUUGUGUCCUGUGUCACAAACUCCCUCACAUCAUCAACCCCUCUUUAUGGACACUGUUUAUCAUUUCUUUCUAUGACUGAACUUUACCAGUGAAAAACCAACAGGAAUAUGGCAAGUGACCUUUCAAAUGUUCUGUCUAAUAUUCAGUCCACCUGGCUGAGUGGCAAACUAAGAUCAUCAAUAAUGCAAAGUAAAGUCCAAGAUUCCAUCUUUGUGUUUAGGGGAAAUACUUAUAAAAGAUAAUUUUGGUCCAAGAAUACAAUAAAAGAUCCUUAGGUUUAUUUAGGAUGAACUUGUUAAAGUUACAGCUAAGAAAUAAACAAUGUUUUCUCACAAAAAUGUCUGCUUUCCUCUUCAUAUCAGUAAAACAUGUGUCCAUGUUGUUUUUUUCUGAGAGCCUGAUUAAUAUGGACACCCAGUUGAUAUGGGCACAACGACAUGUCCUCUUGGUGUAUUAUUAACCAGGUUACACUUUACAAUAGCAAUGUCCUAGAGAUGGUUUUUUUUUUUUUUUUAAAAAUGCUCCUUUCCUUUCCCUUUUUAGUUAAGUUGGUCCUUAUAGACGUUUGUUUUCUUGGGGAAAAUGACUUGUCUGUUUCUUGAAAAGGCCUUACUUGCAUUUUGGACAAAACAGCUGCAUUUAAUAGUGCUCAUUUUGUCAUUUCUUGCAGGCAAACAUACAGUAUUUGGUAGAGUGUCUGGUGGAAUUGAAAUAGUCAGGAGAAUAGGGCUGGUAGAAACUGACCCUUCAGACAGGUAAUUUGGUUUAAACCUUUAGUGGCUUAGUUGCAGCCAAAUUCACUCAAAAAAUAUAACAUUCCCAAGAUAUAUACCUAUGCUAAGCUUCUUAGAGACUGAGGGAGAAAGCAGAUGAUAAUUUUUUAUCUUUCAUCGAUAUUUAUUUUUAUUUUGCCUUUUAGUGUCACUGUACAGGGCUCUAAAUAAAAUUGCAUCUACGUUGACUGUGCAUAUACACAAUGUAUUGCGAGGUGACUCAUUUUCUUGUAACAGUUGCUACAGUAAAUAUCGGAAAUAAAGUUUGGCAUCUUAACUUACUGUUUGCGGAAUGAAGGGCCAGGUGUCUACUAAUUAAUACAGGUUUCACAGUUAACAGUAAUAAUUGCCUUGAGUUAUAAUUCAGAGCGGGGAUUUUCAACCCCAACAUUUGUGAGAUCUGGCCUGACACUACCCAAAAACAUCUAUUUUCAUCCAAAGUGAUCCUACAGCUGUAGUUACUGGUAAUUCCAACUUUUUCCUUUAAAUAGAUGAUUACAAUGUUUAUAUAAUUCUACUUUUUAAGGCCACUUCAUGAUGUUUACAUCUUACAUGGAAAGGCAUUGUAACAUAACAUCCAAAAUGAUUCUACAUGCUGUGAUGACAUUAGUAUCACUGAGAGAAGAUGUUCCCACCAACUAAGCUUGUGACAAGCAAAAAGGCUAUUACGAUGUUUUAAUAUAGUUGUUAACCUAUAGAAACUCGAGAGCAGCUCAAGAUCAUCAACACUAGUUCUGGAACAUUGUACAUCUUUUACACACUUUACUUUUAUUACAGAGGAUGUAAAUUUAUUAUUUGAAAUUUAAAUAAAACUUCCUUUUGUUUAAU